AUGUUUGCAGGUAUCUUGAGCCUGGUUGGCGUCAACGGAUAUCCGUUGGAACCACACGGCCACAACAUGAGCCAAGAUGCCGUUGGCAAAUUCAUCUCUGAGGCCAAAAAUGGUGUCCCUGCUGCGCCUCAUUUUGUCAUUUACAGCGAUGCUCCUGUUUCUGGAGAGACUGGGCCUCCACCAGUUUCUCAAAUCCAAGGGUUCAACGUUUUCGCUCUAUCGUUCCUUCUGACCAAUGGUGCCUUUGAUAAAGCUUUGGAAUGGACGAAAUUAAGUGACUCUCAAAGGACAACUAUCAAAUCACAGUAUGCAGCAGCGGGAAUCAAGCUUAUUGUUUCUGUGUUUGGGUCAACAGACGCCCCUACGACCAAAGGUGCCGAUCCUGUUGCUACUGCAAACACUAUGGCUGCUUGGGUGAAAAAAUACCAGCUUGAUGGUGUUGACGUGGAUUAUGAAGAUUUUGAUGCCAUUAAUGCAGGCAAUGGGAAAGGAGAACUGUUGCACCAUGGUAAAUAUUAUGAACUUCCCGGCAUCAAUUCUUACAAUGAAUACCAACAGGUUCUCUCCUGGAAAGUUUGGAGGAGGCGCCUAUCUGAAAAGGGAUCAUCAGAGUACACGACAUGUACCGGCCUCCUUACCGCCUCUUCCAGUACUUGGCCUCAAUCGUCUUUGUUCCAAAUUUCUGCAAACGGCGUUCCACUCUCCAAACUGGUCAUCGGAAAGCCAGCCCUGACAUCUGACGCCAGCAAUGGUUUCAUGUCUACUUCAACACUGGCAUCAUGUGUUUCGCAGGCAAAGGCCAAAGGUUGGAGCGCUGGAGUCAUGGUCUGGGAGUUCCCUGAUGCUGCUGCAUCUUGGAUCAAUGCGGUUCGUGCUCAAGCAUUCCCAGAAUAG
Psilocybe cubensis is the source of this 894-nucleotide messenger RNA. RefSeq lists its product as uncharacterized. Bases 1 to 894 code for a protein of 297 amino acids. The record is from RefSeq and is a predicted model, not a curated record. The transcript has 9 exons. Gene Ontology annotation, molecular function: hydrolase activity, hydrolyzing O-glycosyl compounds. Gene Ontology annotation, biological process: carbohydrate metabolic process. Lineage: Eukaryota; Fungi; Basidiomycota; Agaricomycetes; Agaricales; Agrocybaceae.